This is a messenger RNA of Tribolium castaneum (red flour beetle), 4061 nucleotides long. RefSeq lists its product as uncharacterized. Bases 156 to 3890 code for a protein of 1244 amino acids. Gene Ontology annotation, molecular function: protein binding; kinase activity. Lineage: Eukaryota; Metazoa; Arthropoda; Insecta; Coleoptera; Tenebrionidae. The record is from RefSeq and is a predicted model, not a curated record. The transcript is spliced from 14 exons.
UCUUCAGUGGCUUCGGAAAGGCCGAUGCGCGACCACACUUUUUACAUGAUUUAUUGAAAUUGAUCGGCUCGGAAACAUGUAAUUUUGAGGGGUUAGUUGACCAGUGCCGACAGACGUGGACCCAAUCACUAGACUGAUUUUAGCAUGUCUGGAAAAUGCCCGUCAGGACGCGCAAAGCCGACAGCAAACAAAUCCAAGCUAAUGGCCUCUACAUCCACUCGAGCCCUCCAAGAGUGUUGCAAUUAACUUCGGCACACAUUAAACAAUUGAUUCGAAGUGGGGAUGUGGAAAAGCUCGAACAAUUGGUGGUGGAUGGACAUGGAAAAAAGCUAGUUGGGGAGUAUUCGGCCGAUUACAAGACGAGGACUUUUCUCAAAAACGUACCAAAUCUAAUGACCAAAAUUUCGCUGCUUCAUGAUGCUGUCAACAGUGGACGAUUGGAAGAGCUCCAAAGUCUUCUGGACGAGGAACCGAUUGAGAGGAGGAAGCGGUUAGUGACGGCUAAAGAUGACUUUGGGGUCGGGCUUCUGCACAAGGCGAUCUAUUACGACCUCAAAAAUAUCUACAAGUAUUUAAUCGACAAGUUCCCGCAUCUUGUUCCACUCAAAGACUCGGAAGGCCGCACAGCUUUCCACUACACUCCAAUGUGCAAAGACGCAGCCGGUGUCCAAAAGCUCCUCAUUUCCGCAGGAGCCGACUCCUCCUGUCUGGACCAAAAACAGCGCACUGCCAAAUACUACAUGACCCAUAUCCAGGAACUCGAAUUACCAAAUUCCCGAAAAUCGGCCACUUCAUCGUCAAAAACUGGCCCUCAACAUGACGGUCUCAACUUCAAAAAAUCCAACAUUCGCAUUUGGAUCCAUCAGCGGAAUUUGCUCAACUUGCAGCAAGUUGUGUGGGAGGGGCAUGGGGCCAAGUUGUUGCCAGAACACAGCAACAAUCCCAAAAUUAAGAAGUUUCUGGAGGCGGUACCACAUAUCAUGGGUAUAAUCAAAGACAUUCACUCGGACGUGAUUAACGACGAGUUAGAGAGUUUGAAAAAAAGAUUAGAACCACCUAUACCGCCUUUGGUGCUUUCGGGGAAAGACUCGAACGGUUUAACGCCUUUGCACAAGGCUUCAGGUUUAGGCAAACAACAAAUUGCCGAGUUUCUUUUGGCCGAGUACCCCAACUGUGUAAACCUAGUCGAUUCUGAAGGUCGUACCCCUUUACAUUAUGCCGCCUUGUUGAAAGAUGACGGACAAAUGAUGAGUUUUCUUCUGGAACAUGGGGCAGACGAAUCGGCUUUAGAUAACAGGCAAAAAACCGCGGCUUAUUACAAGACACGUGCUUCUGAACUAGAUUCAAAAUUGUUAAGUGUUAUUCCGGAAGCUCCAAGGACUGCAAAAGAGUCGUUUUUGGGGACUUUUGAUUGGAGUCUACUAUUGGCAGCCACACCGACUGAAGAAAUACAAAAGGUUGUGAAGAAAAUCCAAAAUGGUAGUACCGAAAAAGAGGAAUCGCCGACUGAAGAAAGCAAAAAGGAGGGAGUAGAGACUGAAGAAAAUAUUGAAGAAAAUGGACAUAAACCAGAGGAAGAAGAAAAAAUUGAGCAACAAAACGGAAACGAUGAACAUAACGAAGAAUCAAACGACAAUAACGAAGAAGAAGAAGUAAAUGACAAUAAAGUAGAAGAGGAGGAAAAAGAAGACGAAGAAAAUAAUAAAGAAGAAGAAGAACCAAACGACAAUAAAGUGGAGGAGGAAGAAACCAAUCAAGACAAUACAGUAGAAGAUGAAAACGAACCGGAAGAAACCAACAAUAACGAACCGGAGCGGCCUGAAAGUGCUCCAAAAUCGCCGGAACCGCCAAAAAUCGCCACUCCGGAGGUUCCUCCAGUCGAACCGGAGGAAGUUAUCGAAGGCGUAGUUAACGGAGAAAAUGAAAUCGAGACUUUGAAUGAGCAAGGACAGGACUCUAAUUCCGGGGACGAAAACACCGACCCGGAAAUUACCGAAAUGGUGGAGUCCGGGAACAUGGAACAACUGGCGGCUUUGGUUUUGAAUGGUGAAGGUGAACGCUUGGUUGGGCAAACGAGUGAUAAUCCGGAACUGCAGUCGUUUCUUGACAACGUGCAAGUUUAUAUGUCGAAAAUUAACCGGAUUCAUGUCGCCGCCAGAGACGGCAGUUUGCGCGACCUCCAGGCGGCUCUGGACCGCCGCAAGUUCGCAAUCGCCAAAGACAAGGUGUCCCCAAACGGGGCUUCGCCCCUUCACGUCGCCGUGGUGUUCACCAACACGAGCAUAGUCCGGUAUUUGGCGGGAAGAUUCCCGGAAACGGCGCAAGUAACGGACAACAACGGCCGAACCCCCUUACACUACGCUGCAGUUUUGCCCGACAAUGGCCACUAUUACAACCUAUUAAUCCACUUGGGGGCCGAUUCGAGAACUGAAGACAAGUUCGGCCACAGUCCGGAGUACUACCGGAGCCACCAGGAGGACUUCUCGCACCGGACUUUGCUGCGCGAGUUCGGCGCCGAAGAAAGCGCCUCGGAGGAAAUGUUGAGUGAUAAAGUUGUCGACGACACGUGUUCCGCUCGUAAAGACCUAGAUGACGAAGAUAUGUUAAAUGUUUUGGAGCGGUGUUACAACGUUUUGCACGGUCGGAGGAACUCGAACACCGUUUCGGCCGCUUCGAACGCAUCAUCAGCCACCAAUGUCAGCUACACGUCCUCGAUUAUUGCCAAACACACCAAGCGAUACGUUUUCGAUGCGGUCAAGAAUAGAAUGACGAAGCUUGACCAUAAUUUGUACGAUGUGAUUUGGCCCAGUGUUAAGAAACUUCCGUCGGAGUUGAGCUUUCGGGUCGCUCUAGAGCAGGAUUUUCCGGCGGGGAUUGUGGCGCCGGAUGUUUACGUUUAUAAAGUGUUCAAGGAGUAUUUGGAGCCGAUUAUUAAGGAGUAUAACGCGAUUGAUGUGAGACACGAGUUGGGAGUUCAUCCAGCGACAAAAUUCGUUCAAGAGGAAAACGGGAAUUUGGUGGAUGUGGAGUUUGAUUUGGAUCCGCAAGCAAGAUGGAUUAUUUCAGGCACACUUGACUGCACCCGCAACCUCCUCGACUUCGAACUCCCCAAAUCCCUGAACGUCAACCAGCUCGAAACGGUCGAACGCCUCGUCACUUCCGUCCUGUUGAGCCCCGAACUAGGCCAUGCCCUCUACCCCAACGCCUCCGAGGACGACCUCUCCGACGGCUGCGGCGUCUACUACACCAUGAACGAGGUCCUGGAGGACCCCUCCGAAGCGCGCGUUAUCCUGGCCUCGAACGGCCUCCUAAUCCCCCUUUGGAACAUCCCGGAAUCGGACCGUUUGCACGGCAAGCACUGGCCCUACGGACGCGGCGUCUUUAUAACAAAUGGGAGCAACCUCGCUGUCUGGAUCAACGUCCUGGACCACAUCCGCAUCGUGACGUGUUCCCCGCACACAAAACCGGGAAACAUCGGCCUGAUUUAUUCCCGGAUAGCGCGUCUGGACUCCAUAUUACAGAAACAUCUGGAGUUCAAACGCGACGAAAAAUUGGGGUAUUUGUCUGCCAGGCCCACUUGUGUUGGCAACACCCUCCAGUUUAACUUCACCCUCCGGUUCCCGAACUUGAGCAAGCAGCCGGACAAUUUAAGACACUUGUGUUUUGUGAGAGGGCUGACGUUUAACCGCAAAACCAACACUUCGGACAUCGUCCGUAUUGGGAAUCAGCAGAGUUUGGGCGUUUGCGAGUAUCAGAGCUUUGAGGACUUUACCACAGCUUUUCUGAAUAUUCUCCAAUUGGAGAAGGACUUGGCCGUGUCCAAUUCGCUGCAUAUUGCGGCAGCGUUUGUAAAUAUGUUCAAGCGGAAAAAAAUGUCUUUAGCCGAGUAAAUGCACCGGAGUAAGAUAGUUCUAAGCGUGUAUAUAGUGCCAAAGUUUCACUCAUUUUUUUGUAUUAUUGUACAUAAGUCAGCUUCGGAUGGACUAAUCUAGGUGUUGUCACGUCGAACCAAGUCGACAUGCCGUUUUUUGCAACCGAAGAAGGCCGCUACUUAGCCUCUU